AAAGAGAGCUGGGGUGCAUGUGAAUGGCGGAAUUCGUUGGGGCUGACAAUUCAGAAGCUAUAAUCACAAGAAUUGAGCAUAAGUCUCGGAAGAUUGAAAGCUUACUCAAACAGUAUAAACCCGUGGAAGCUCUGAAAACUGCUCUUGAAGGCUCACCUCCCAUGACUAAAGAUGAAAGAUGCAAGUCUGCAAAUUGGAUUGUAGUCCAUAGGGCAAUCGUGGCUAUAAAGGAUUUGGAUAGCUUGUUCUCUUCUCUAUAUCCUGAGUACUAUGAUAUUCUUAUGAAGUAUCUCUACAGAGGCUUAUCCACAGGGGACCGCCCCACCUGUGAUCAGUGCCUAAGAAUUCAUGAAAAGCUGACCGAGAAAGCUGGUCUGGGCUGUAUACUAAGGUCUCUUGCUGAUACUGUAAAUAUCGUCUAGCGUUUCUGCUCUAUAUAUUUCAGAGGAAGUAGAGCAACUAUUUUGCAUUUAGCAACUAUUGAUAUGCAUUCAGUAUUCCACAGUUUAAGGCGGUCGAGUUUAAUGAUGAUAAAGUAUUGUCUUUUUUAGACUUGGUUUAGCACUUUAGCGCAUUAGUAUUUUCCUUGAAUCUCUUCAUUAAUUCUUUGGAAGAAAUACAUGUAUUAGCAACUUGUACUGGUUAUUUAUCCUAGUUUACUGUAUCCGAGAUUCCGUUGCAGCAGGGUGAA
This is a messenger RNA of Cuscuta epithymum, 691 nucleotides long. Lineage: Eukaryota; Viridiplantae; Streptophyta; Magnoliopsida; Solanales; Convolvulaceae. The record is from the annotation of a GenBank genome assembly.